Messenger RNA from Brachypodium distachyon (stiff brome), 2594 nucleotides. Its product is annotated as B3 domain-containing protein Os03g0120900. Gene Ontology annotation, molecular function: DNA binding. The record is from RefSeq and is a predicted model, not a curated record. NCBI's taxonomy places the organism in Eukaryota, Viridiplantae, Streptophyta, Magnoliopsida, Poales, Poaceae. Bases 235 to 2418 code for a protein of 727 amino acids. The transcript is spliced from 6 exons.
UCGUUCUUGCCUGUCGCGUAAGAAGGAGCACGCCCCGCCGUUGACAGGGGAACGAUUCUUCCGAGGUCAGGAGAAAGCCAAGCCAACGGGUUCCUCUCCCUCUUCUUCGGUUCUUCGUCCAACAGCCAACCACCCCCAGCCUCACUCUGUUGCCUCUCAGCUCUCAGGUCUACUGACUUCCUCUCCGUCUCUCCCAGUCCCAGAGGAAAGGAAGAUCGAUCUGCUGGUUUCCCCAUGGAAGAGGAGGGCAAGGGGAGGCACCGGUUUUUCAAGGUCCUCGUCGGCGACUUCGCCCGUCGCCUCGAGAUACCUCGAGACUUCCUCUGUCACAUUCCAGAUGUGGGCGGCAGGCGUUCAGACACUUCUGUGGCUUCAUCUGCUCAAGUUAUGCUUAAGCAUUCAAAAUGGAAGACUUGGCCUGUUGAGCUAGAGAAAGUUGAUCGUCGCGUAUUUAUGACCACCGGAUGGUCGAGGUUUGUGGAGGACAAUUCUUUGAGGGAAUACGAGUUUCUUCUCUUCAGAUAUGACAUGGACCUGCAUUUCAUGGUUUCUGUUUUUGGUCGGAAUGCUUGUGAGAAAGCAAUUCGGUAUUCAGGAAGCGGUGCUCAAGCUACUGGGAAUCUAGAAGCAAAACUCCGGUCUGAUAUAUGCCCCUCUAAUAGAAGGGGACAUAGUGCUGAUAAACUAACAGAGAUCGCUAAUGGUCUCAUGCAUAGUCACUCACUGGUUAAGACACCAGAUCAAUUUGAUACUGAAGGCUUCGCUGACCUACAUCUUCAUGAAGUUGGUGGUUCAAAAGAUGAGUUAAGGACAUGCUUAUUGUUGAAGGGACCAAUGGAGGAUGACAAAGCUAAAACAAUGACUGAAGUAAUGAGAAGAUUGCAUCUUGACAAAGUGACAAUUGAAUUAUUCUGUGCUAUACUCUGUUUGUACAAGUGGAAUGUGGAUGCAGCUGCGGAAGAUUUUGAUAUAUGUAGGGGCAAACCACAAACACAGAACCAGUUUCUAAAGAAGAAACUUGUUUUGCAGUUUGAUUUUAUAAAGAUACAACUACGGCGCUUCUUCCCUCUAGAGGAUGAUUGUUCUACUCAAAUAUGUGAUAGCAGGAACAGCAGUCUUGACGAGCCUAAUUUGUUGAGCGAGCCUCUACAAUGUGACCAGUCUGCAGUGAAGCGAAAGCUAGUUGACGACCAUGUGUUAUGUGAUUUGUCUUGCAAACAAAAGAGGAGAAUUGGCAAGUCGCGUACACAGCAAACUUCUGAAACACCACGAAGAUCACCAAGACUGGCACGCCUAAAUAUUUCUCAUGACAGCAUAGAGAGCCUAUUGAAAGAACGACCUGAAGUGUUAGAAUCAUCACCAACCAGCACAAUAGAUAGGGUGGAGGACAGAGCAGGACAAGCACGUUUACUCAACAAGAAGCCAGGCAGUGUCUUACAAGGAGAUUGUAAGAAUAUGAUAGGUUCCUUCCCUCAAGACUGCAAGAGACUCAAAUCAGCACGAGGUGAUAUGGUCCCAAGUGAGGAGCCUGCACAUAGUGAAGAAACUUUUGAAGAACAAAUCAAUAGAAAUGCUUUAGAGACUUCUGAGUCGCUCAUACGUACAGGUGUCAUGGAGUCAUCACCACCAACCAACUCCAAGGUCUCAGCACCUUUGAAAAUGAAUGAGCUAUAUUUGACAUGGAAGCCCUCAUUACAUGCAAAUCCCAUUGAGAAAAUUUUACUUGAUAUUCAACGGGACAACUUUUUAAAGACCAUUUCACAUGUUCAGGAAAUUGUUCGGAGUCAUCCUUCAGACCUACUGUGCGCAGAUGUAAUUGAAACUGUUGUGAAGAAAGAAAUUCUUAAAUGGGAUUCAUGUCUUGAGGAUAUGGAUGCUAAAAGGAUAGUGAUUGCAUUUCUGGAGCAUGCUAAAAAAAUCAAGGAGAUUCACAAUUUCAACAUGAAGAUCCGGAAGGAAGAGUUUUCUGAAAAGCUACGAGAUCAGUUCAAGUGGCAGCUCAAUGAACUAGAAAGUGGAUACACUAACUUGGAAUUAGAUUACAAGAAAGCGACCAGUGAUUCUAACAUAGCUGUCUCGACAUUGGAAGAAUUGAAGAAAAGAUUGCAGUUGCACACCCUUCUGGAUGAGAUCAAAGACAUGCAGCAGUCCUUGACCACGAAGGAGGAUGAAAUGCAGAAAUUGGUGCAUCAAGUUGCUGAGCAUGAGAGCUUAGUCCAGAAGUCUUUAAUGGAAAGAGUAAGGGUUAAGACAGUUCUGAAGAACUACGAGCAGAUUCUUGUUGGACUAAAAAACCGGCUAGCCUCGGCUGAACUUGGAGUAAUUGAUGUGGAGGCAUUGGUCACGGUAGAAAUGGAUAACAUGAGCAAGGAGAUCGAGAUAUCUAAGGGAAGCCUCCUACAUAUCAAUUUCAAGUAACAGUAGAGACGAUGAUGUCAGGGUUGUGUUCAGUUGUAGGUCAGAUGUCAUGCUGCCAGCAUCAGCAAUCAGCUUUCCUGUGCUCACCAAGACGAAGAAGGUUUUGAAGACAUCACCCGCUGAGAUCUCCCCAGACUGUGCCAAUUUUCCACCAUACCAAAAAUCCAGUGCCCACG